Molecule: messenger RNA, 7433 nt
Organism: Onychostoma macrolepis
Lineage: Eukaryota; Metazoa; Chordata; Actinopteri; Cypriniformes; Cyprinidae
Gene: syngap1a
Product: synaptic Ras GTPase activating protein 1a
Exons: 19
Coding region: 666-4262 (1198 amino acids)
Biological process (GO): regulation of GTPase activity
Source: RefSeq, a predicted model, not a curated record
GGAGGGUGAUGCGCGCGCGGUCCGCCCACGCAGGAUCAUUCCUGGCUCGCGUCUAACCGUCGCGCUGAAUAUCGCGUUUAUUUUCGACGAUGCGGGAGUAACGGGAUGAAGAUCGCUCGCGAUCGCUCGCAAGUCGGCGAAAUGACAAACCCGCCGCGCGCGCGCCAGCCGCAUUCACCACGGAGCGAACGAUGAGCGCCGGCGGGAAUCUGCGCGUCACCCUGGAAACGGCAGCGGAGACUCGAGCGAGCGCGGGCCGAGCGGAGCGCAGCGACAGCCGGACUGAAGACCGAGGAGCAGCCGCCGCAGGACGCGGAGAGCACCGCGCGCUGAUCACGCGUGAGAUAUCGAUGAACGAGGGAUGACUUUCUCUGUUUAUAAUGAGCCGGUGAUGAAGAAGAGCACUGCACAUGUCCGCAGCAAACUCGACUCGCGUGAGGACAGAGUUAGACAGUGAUUCUCCCGCCUGACAGAACUGAUCUGAGGACAGUGAGAAUAUGACAGAUGCCUGAGGAACGCACUGAACAUUUCCAUGAUAACAUUAGUUACUGGAGCGGAGAGACCGACGGACGGAGAGACGCGCUGAGGCCCGACGCCUGCGCUCUCUCUUCUCCGAGCACGCUCGUGCUCGCAGGAAGAGCUUUGCCACGUCGCGGCAGAGAAGCAUGGAAACUCCGCCCACUGCCCCUACACAGCCAUUCCGACAACCUAGUUUUCUAAGUCGCCGUCUGAAAGGAUCAAUUAAACGAGCAAAGAGCCAACCCAAACUCGACCGCACAGGAAGCUUUCGCCACAUGAUCCUCCCACGAUUCCGCAGCGCAGACCAGGAGAGGAUGCGUCUCAUGCAGAGCUUCAAGGAGUCUCACUCUCACGAGUCCCUGCUGUCUCCCAGCAGCGCAGCCGAGGCUCUGGACCUCACGCUGGACGAGGAUGCCAUCAUCAAACCCGUCCACUCCAGCAUCCUCGGCCAGGAGUACUGCUUCGAGGUGACGACUGCAUCGGGCACCAAGUGUUUUGCGUGCCGCUCUGCCGCUGAGAGGGACAAAUGGAUCGAGAACCUGCAGCGAGCCGUCAAACCCAACAAGGAUAACAGCCGUCGUGUUGAUAACGUGCUGAAGCUAUGGAUCAUCGAGGCCCGAGAUCUUCCUCCGAAGAAGCGUUAUUACUGCGAGCUGUGUCUGGACGACAUGCUGUAUGCGCGAACCACCAGCAAACCGCGCACAGACACCGUUUUCUGGGGCGAACACUUCGAGUUCAACAACCUGCCGGCCAUCCGCAGCCUCAGAUUGCACCUGUACAAGGAGACGGACAAGAAGAGACGCAAGGAGAAGAGCACCUAUCUGGGGCUGGUCAGUAUCCCGAUCCCCAGUAUAACUGGCCGUCAUUUCGUGGAGCAGUGGUAUCCAGUGAUCCAGCCCAGCGUUCUGGCGAAGGGUGGCGGCGUGGGCAGCGGGAAGAUCAUCAACGCCUCGCUGCGCCUCAAGUGCCGCUACCAGACCAUGAACAUCCUGCCCAUGGAGCUGUACAAGGAGUUCGCCGAGUACGUGACCAACAACUACCGGACGCUGUGCGGUGUCCUGGAGCCGCUGCUGAGCGCUAAGAGCAAGGAGGAGGUGGCCUGUGCGCUGGUGCACAUCCUGCAGAGCACCGGCAAAGCCAAGGACUUCCUGUCUGAUAUGGCCAUGUGUGAGGUGGAUCGCUUCAUGGACCGCGAGCAUCUGAUCUUCAGAGAAAACACACUGGCCACCAAAGCCAUCGAGGAGUUCCUGAAGCUGAUCGCGCAUCGCUAUCUCAAAGACACCAUCGGAGAGUUCAUCCGCGCGCUGUACGAGUCGGAGGAGAACUGUGAGGUGGAUCCGAUGCGAACGCCUCCGUCGGUGCUGUCGGAUCAUCAGGCUAACCUGCGCAUGUGCUGCGAACUAGCGCUCUGCAAGAUCAUCAACUCGCACUGCGUGUUUCCUCGCGAGCUGAAGGAGGUGUUUGCGUCGUGGCGUGUGCGCUGCGCUGAGCGCGGCCGAGAGGACAUCGCUGACCGUCUCAUCAGCUCGUCUCUGUUCCUGCGCUUCUUGUGUCCGGCCAUCAUGUCCCCGUCGCUCUUCAACCUGACGCAGGAGUAUCCCUCCGAGCGCACCUCUCGAACCCUCACGCUCAUCGCCAAGGUGGUGCAGAGCCUGGCCAGCUUUUCCAAGUUCAGUGGGAAGGAGGACUAUCUGGGCUUCAUGAAUGAGUUUCUGGAGAUGGAGUGGGGCUCCAUGCAGCAGUUCCUGUACGAGAUCUCCAAUCUGGAGUGUGUGAGUAACGCCGGGGCGUUCGAGGGCUACGUCGACCUCGGCCGCGAGCUCUCCAUCCUGCACAGUCUGCUGUGGGAGGUCAUGGCGCAGCUCAGUAAGGACGCCAUCCUGAAGCUGGGGCCGCUGCCGCGGUUGCUGAACGACAUUAGCGUGGCGCUGAGGAACCCGCAGCUGCACCGUCAGGCCAGUCACCAGCCGCCCGAGCGUCACCUGACCCGGCCCACCUUCAGCCGCCUCGCCACCAACGACUUCCAGAGCCUCAUGAUGAGAGACCUCAACAGCUCUAUUGACAUCUCUCGUCUGCCGUCUCCCACGGCCGGUCUCUCCGGCAGCGGCGUUCUCUCUCACCCUGGAAUGGCUGCGUUCUCCGAUCGAGAUCCCCGUGGCAACAAAGACGUCUUCUACGUGACCCGUCCACCUCUCGCACGCUCAAGCCCCGCCUACUGCACGAGCAGCUCUGACAUCACCGACCCAGACCCCAAGGUUCUCAGUGUGAAUAAGAGUGUUUCUAUGAUGGACCUGCAGGACUCUCGCAUCAACAGCGUGUCCAACCUGCACUCGGUGAACGACCUGCUCAACUCGUCUCAGGGGUCUCUGGCCGGCUUCGGGCCGCUGGCCGGGGCCCCUCUCAGGGCCGGUGGGCGUGUGUCGGCCGGCUCGGGCGGCUCCAACAUGUCGGGCGGUUUGCGUCUGAGUCACUCGGGCGGCCUGGCUGCGGACUCGCUGUCCCAGGCGGCUGCCAUGCACGUGCCUCUGUCCUUCCAGAACCCUCUGUUCCACCUGGCGUCCGACGGGCCGCAGUACCACACCCCGCCGCCGCUGCUGCUGCCGCCCGAGCCGGAGAACGGACACGUGCCGUCCUUCGCUCACAGCGGCUUCUCCCGCAGCGAGGAUCUGUCGGCCCUGCGCACGCAGAACAGCCUGGUGCAGCCCAACAUCGUGCACUCGCACAGCUACAGCGACGACUUCACGCGCCACAACCAGGCCGACUACGCCCGCAGACAGCUCUCGCUGCAGGUGCAGGAGAAUCUCCAGCAGCAGGUUCUGAUGGGCAUCGCCCCACAGACGGCCACAGGCACGGGGACGCCCGCUUCUCUGGCCACGCCCCCCACCACCAUCCAUCCUGUCCGUCAAGCCUCCAUGGCCCCGCCUCCUCCUCAGCGCAUGAAGCCUCAGCCCUCCCACCAGCUGUCCGUCAGCUCGGCUGUCAACUCCACACCGCCCAAGACCCGCCCCCAGAGCGGGAACCUCCUCCAGUCGCCCGACUCCAGCUUUGGGGGGAGGCAGUUGCCGAGGCAACAGCUGUCGGUGAAGGAUAGCCCCGCCCCUGGCCUGCCGCAUCAGUCCAGCACGGCCUCGGAGAGCCCCGCCCCUCAGGGCGGAGCCAGUGAGAGCACAGAAAACACACCGAGCAACCAACCAGCAAAAUCUGCACAGCAGAGCAACCAACAGCACCUGCUCAAGCCAACCAUGAACAAACAGGGCUCAAAGUCUCCGUCCACUCUCAAUACUCCCUCAGCUGCGUCCGAGCGUACGGUGGCCUGGGUGUCCAACAUGCCGCACCUGUCUGCAGACAUCGAGAGUCUGCGUGUGGACCGCGAGGAGUUCAAACUGAAGGAGCACUCUAAGAGCAUGGAUGAGUCCCGUCUGGACCGGGUGCGUGAGUACGAGGAGGAGAUCCACUCACUGAAGGAGCGUCUGAUGAUGUCCCACCGUAAGCUGGAGGAGUACGAGCGGCGGCUGCAUUCGCAGGAACAGCAGACCAGUAAGAUCCUGCUGCAGUACCAGAGCCGUCUGGACGACAGCGAGAGACGCCUGCGCCAGCAGCAGAUGGAGAAAGACUCGCAGAUCAAGGGCAUCAUCAACAGGUUGAUGGUGGUAGAGGAUGAGCUGAGGGGAAGUGGAAUGCCUGACCUCAAAACCAGAAUAUUCACUGAACAGCCGAUUUAUGGUGCCCACUCUGGAACAUGAUUGGCCCGUGCAGGACUAGCGGACCUGUGAUUGGUUGAACCUCAACCCAGGAGUGUCUGAUGAUUGGCUGAGAGAGAAGAGAGAGGCGGAGCCUGAGCAGGACGACCAACUCAAACUGGACAAACUCUCUCUCUUUCUUUCUCUCUCUCUUUCUCACACACGCUGAGAGUAUAUAUAUAUGUAUAUAAGUGAUAUAUAACUAUAUAUUCCUCAGGUGUGUGUCUCUCUCUCUCUCUCUCCUGCUGUCUUUCUCUCUUUCCUCUGAAUUUUUUUGAGCCAAAUGGACGACAAUCAGCAUCUUGAGGCCGAAACAAUCACACCGAUAGCACAAAGAAAAAGACGCAGACAGACGGACGGAGAGAGAGAGACGACUUUAUACGCUCUCAUUCUCUUCCCAUCAUCCCCUGCCUCUCUCUCUCUCUCUCUCUCUCUCUCUCUUUACUGCAGGAGUGUGUUUGUGUACGUGAGUGUGUGUGUGUGUGUGUGUGUGUUUGAUCAGUUGCAGCCUCAACUUCCUAAUAAUGACUCAAUAACGAAUCUUGUUUUUUUUCAAAUGAUGUUUUGAGGGGCUUGAUUCAUUCUGAGCCAAUCAGACAUCGGCGUGCCGCUCAGAACCCCGCCCCUUCCUGUCCUGAGUGGGCGGGGCGGGCUCUCCUCUCCGUGCCUAAAGAGCUCCAUCAAGAACAACAGGGCAAAAAAAGACUAGACGAGUGAGUCGGACACUCGGUUUGUUCCAUGAUCACGUGUUCUGACAGAGACGGUCAUGUGACUCGCUCGCUUCGCAUCGUGGACCCAAGAGAGGAAGAGCGGUCGUGGCUUUGCUGUUUUCUGGGUUUUGUGGUGCUUUGAUGGUGGAGAGCGAGCGGACGUGUUCGUUUAGUGCUGGUGUGUGUUUGUGCCAAACACCCGGAUGACGCGGUUUGAGACGCGACCGAGCUAAGAUCAUCCACUGAAGCUCUCUUCAGACCCUAGUGAGCCGCCCGAUCCGAUGCUUCACACGUCCCACAAUGCAUUGAGAGACAGUGUUUUACGACGCAGUGGAAAGUCUAAACGUGUAUGAUACUGAUACAUUAUUAUUCAGUAACUCUAUUUUAUAUUCAAACUUCAGAUUAACUUGAAAUUGUGACAAAUAUAUUACUAUUGCACAAUGGAAUGUACUUCUGAAAGUAAUAAUUCAAUUAUUAAACUUUAGUUUUUAGGGAAUAUCCCAGAAUUUUUCUUACACGGGUGUGUUAUCAUUUUAACAGUAAAUCUCAUUUUGCGGCACUUUGUGUACCAAAAAAUAAAAGGAAUUAUUCAUUUUCGAUUGACGAAUUAAAAGAUUAAUUAAAUUUUUAGGGUUUAUGCCUUCAUUUGAUUACUGUUGUUUUUGUUAGUAAAUUUGUAUUAAAUCAUAAACACAUUUUCUUAGGCCUUAUUAUUAUUCAAAUUAACUUAGACUUUUUGAUUAUUAAAUUGAAAAUAAAUCUAAUUUAAUUUAAAAUCUUAAUUUAAUCUAAUUUAAAAACUUAAAUGGAUUUCAGAGGGCCGUAAAAAAAUUUUUUUUUUUUUUUACUUUUAAUAAAUUGAUGGUCAAUUGUAUAAGUUACAUAAUUAUGCAUGUUUUUUUUAUUACUAAAAUGUAAUUUAACCAUUAAAAGGGAAUUGCAGAGAAAAAAAUCAUAAGGCCCUAUUAUUGUUCAAAUGAAUUAAAUUGUUUAUGUUUUAUGAAUUCAAUUUAUUGGAUUUAUAGUUUAAUCAUUAAAGCAUAAUCAAGAAGAGGUUUAGAAUUUGUGAAAAAAAGGGCGAUAUUAAAUAGAUUUCAUAGGGAUUCAUUUAACCUUAAAUGGAAUCCAAAAAAUUUAAUUUGGGAAAAAAUAAAGCAAAUUUUAAAGUUGCCUUUCAUGAAUUUCUUAGAUUAAUUGAAAUGGUAAAGUGUUUCUUUGUGCUGUUGGGACCGGUCUCAUUUUAUAUUAUUAUUAUUAUUAUAUUUCUAACGAGGUUAGCAUGACAUGUUGACAGAAAUUCCAUAAUGGUGCUUCCCUACAAAUGUCUAUUAAUGUUUUUCAUAAAAUAGUAUUUGAUCUGAUAUUUGGUGUGAUUUUCUGCUUCUUUGAGUCUGUGAGGAGCUUUAGUGGUCAGUGCGGCUCACUAGGUUUGAGAACAGCGCUUGUGCAUUAUUCACACACACUCACUCACACACACACACACACACACACACACUCGAGCACUGACGUCAUCCGGCGAGGUCGGCUGCUGAUUUCUGUACAUAGAGUCCAGAUUUACCGAUGGAAAGUUUCUCUCAUUUUAAGUCGGUUGAGUUUUUCUCUUUUCUUGGUGUUUGAUGGAUGAUACUCAUAUACGCCAGUAGCUGCUUUGCUGGGGCUUUAGUCGAUUACUUUUGUCUUUAUUUACUUUUUUCUGUUCAAAGUAUUACUUUCGUCUGCAUUUCAGGUACUACUAGUUAUGAAAAAAUAAUGAUAAUGAACAGUGUUUCUGUGCCUACAGUUCCCCUAGCGCGCUCUGAUUGGCUGAACACGAGCGGUCACAUUUACACGCGAUGCGGUUCGGAGGCGGAGCGCGUCGCAUUCGAUAACGCCAGGGCGUUUUUGGACCGGUUCUGUAUCGAUACGCCGUUUCUCACCACUUUUGGCGCAAUUUUGCGAUCAUAUCAGCCAGCGUUUGUGUAUAGGGGUCAAUUAUGCUACGACAGAUUGUGAUCGUGUAUCUUUUCCCCAUUGUGUAGCACACUAGCUCUUACUGCUAUGAGUUUGUCUUCAUGAUGAAACGAAUGGUCCUCGCCGCGGGACCCAGCCGCAAAUUUAGCCAUAGACACGGACAAGCCAUAGCAUUGACCCUUGACCCUCCGACCCGAUUCAGGAGCGUAGGAUGUAUAUAUUUAUAUAUUUACCCAUGGAAAUAUUCUCGAAUGUGCGAGAGAUUUGUUGAUUCUAGAGUGGAGCAUCUCUGAAUAUGGAGUGAUGUUUUGAAUGUUCAUAUUAUUAUUAUUAUAAAGAUAUUAUAUUCAAAUAUGAUUAUUAUUGUAAUUAUGAAUUUCAUUUUAUUGCCAAUGAUUGAUAAACAGAAAUGUCUUUCUUUUUGUGAAUAUGGAGAAGUUUACAUUUUUCUGGGGAAAUAUUACAAAACUUUAAAUAUUUCAACAAACAAAUAAAUAAAUAUAUACAUGCUUAA